Porites lobata is the source of this 9283-nucleotide messenger RNA. The record is from the annotation of a GenBank genome assembly. Lineage: Eukaryota; Metazoa; Cnidaria; Anthozoa; Scleractinia; Poritidae.
AUGGCGACGCUUUUAGUGGCUAAACGAGCUUUCUCGUUGGUGCGGCGACCUAUACUCCCUGUUAAACAAAAUUUGGUAUUGGCUAGAGGACUAUCACUUUCUGGCUACAGAAAUAGUGAUGAGAGCUUGUUUUCAAGGAUGUUGGGCCUAGGAUCCGUAGAAAAGGCAACAGGUUAAUUUGGAAUGCUGCAUGUUGAAUCCCUUUGAAAUUAAAGACAAUCUAAAUUCGUGAUUUCUUAUUUUUAAAAAAUAUAAAAAACAAAUCAUAGACUAAGAUUUUGUUCUUGUAAAUUCAAACUGCCUGAUUAAAUUACGGAAAAAAGACUUCUUAUCCUAUGAUUUGUUUUAAAUUUUCUCGUAAAAUAAGAAAUCCUUUUUCUUCAACUGAGAGAUUUGGAGCAAUCGCGAAUUUAGAGUGUAGACUUAAUGUACAUAAGUUUUAAUUAAAGUUUCUUAGAGUUUGCAUAUAAUUGUUGCUUCUUUUUAUAUUAUCAUUUCCAGAUUUAUGUAAAUUUUUCAUUUCUUAUAACUUUGUUAUUAUUCCUUCGGAGAUAUUAACAUUAAUAAUCUGAAGUGAAUGAAGUUUUCAUUCAUCCUGGGAUUCAUUUAUUCAACAGAUGCGCACUCGAAGGUGUUGGCAGGAAGGGACACAUUAUAUGAGUUUGAGUGUAAGUUUACUUGACUUUAAACUCUAUAGUCCAACAGAUUGCUAUGUGGGCAUUGGAGGUGUGUUGUUUAUGUAGUUUUAUCAAGGUUUGGUAGCAUAGGCUUUGACUGCAAUCUUUUGAUAACCAGUCCUACAUCCCUGAUGCAUAAAAAUCCCCAAAGAGGCACAAUUAUUCAUGUCAUGCGUCCCAUAUAGGUAGGCAUCCCAUAUUGGCAAAAAUUUUAUCUUUAGAAUCACUUAAAUUUUGCAAUUUUGCAUUUUUGCCUUCCUAAAGACUCUGAAUGGAGAAAAAAUGAAUGGUGGAAAAUGUGUUUUUGUAAACGUUUCAGUGGUGAUAAACUCGUUCUUUCUUGAUCAUUGACAUAAUGUGAGUGACUUAAUUCACUUAAUUUUCGCGUCAUGUAAUGUUCGCGACACUUACUGUUUGUGUCACUUUAAUUUCCCUUUCUUUUGUAUCACGAAAUUCACAAAAUUAACGUGUCGCGAAAAUUUCAUAUAAUAAGGUAGUUCAUGUAGCCUGAAUUUCAUCUGACUGCUUCGAGUCGUUUUCUCCUCUCAGCAACGUCUGAAUUGAUUAGCCGUUAAUGCCAUCCAGUGAUGUCACUACUACCCGAAAACCGGGUAGUGAUUUUGAUUGGUUGAUUGUCUAAAUUUGCAUUAUUAUGUACAAUUAUGAUGAAUUUUAGCGGAAUUGUUGCUUGAUAUUCAGCGGAUCGCAUCGGUGGCAUGCUUGCGUGGAGUUCAAACAUUUCGAUAAUCUUUAUCGUAAACAGAAAAAUUGCCCGGCUUGUCUUUGAAACUGAAUUUGAACUGCGAAUGAAAAAUCAUUGCGGAGAGUCGGUAGGUUUUUCAUUUAGAGCCGCUUUGUGGUUUCCGCAGUGAUUUUGUUUAUGCAAAGUUGCUGAGACCAAUGUCAUGUUAUUCUACCUUCUUCCUAUUUUCAACGUCAAGUGUGAUGAUUCUGUCAGCUUUUCUUUCUUGUUUCCUUGUUUUCUUUUUUCUUCAUUAAGGACCAAAUAGCUUCUUUUCAAUUAAAGUAAAUAUUAUUGUUGUGUUUUUGAACUAAGUGUUCUGUGUGUGUUUUUACUUCACUACAUGAUUGCGACCGAGGUUGAAUUACAACCGCUUCAGAGUACUGCAUGCAGUUGAUAGUUUGAACGUUAAACAUGAAUUACGAUCGAAAAGAGUAAAGCAAUUCUGUCAGCUGUUCUGUAUCAUGUAGACAUUUCUAAACGAUAUUUCUUGCUUUGCCACUUGAAAAUUAUGUCUUACUUUUUGCGUGAAUUAAAGCGAAGGAGUAGUGACAUCACUGGACGGUAUUAACGGCCGGUCGAUUCAGACGUUACUGAGGCAGUAAUAACGACUCGAAGUAAUCGGAUGAAAUUCAGGCUAGUAGUUCAUGUAAUUUCUGUGGCAGUUAUUAUGGCUGUUGUGUAAUGAUGAAUAUUUUAAUAUUCUCUUUUUGCCUUUGUUGCGCUUUAAAAUAGAAGGACUAUAUUUAUAAUUCAGUGUACUGUAAUUCAGAGGUUUGGAGUCUGUCUUCAGAUUAUGUGUCUGGUUACAUAAAGGCCCAAGCAUUUCCAGUAGACCUGCACUGUUCUAAACCUCUUAUUUCACUGGUCCCCUUUAAUCUGCACUUCCAUUGAUUUCAGGGAUAGGGGCAUUGUUAUGUGACAAUCCCUAUUGUUUUCCCAGCUAAUCAAAAACAAUCUUUCAGAUAGGUGCGGGAUCGCCCAGCAUUUCUGGACUGGGACUCAUGACUUGGCAGAAGAUGAGUCCCAGGACUCCCCAUAGCUAUUAGUAACAAAUCACUGAAUAACUCGUGAACUCUGAAGUUGAAAAGCCAGCUAACACACAAAUGGCGUUUUUUUGCUGCUAUCAAUCAUAGGAUCACAAGCUAGUAACAAUUAACCCUUGAAAAACAGAAACACACAAAAUGAAUUGAAAUCUCCCAAUCACAACUCACAUACUAUGACCUUUGUUAACUCAUUGAAGUAAACUUCCCCUUUCUGAGAGGUUUGCUUGUUGUUUGCUUAUUGACAGCAGCAAUCAUUCCUUGCUGUUAUAAAAUUGUUGCAAGACGUGUUUAUUUCUGAUGUAAUUUCACCUUACAGGCCAAUAUUUUUGCAGCUUGUAUUCCAACAAAAUUGAUCAAGGACAAGUUGUGAGAAAAAUUGCCCUGGCUUGUAGAGACUACUUGGUGGAAAUAAUCUCUUCAUGCAGGCCAGUUGGCUAAUAAAACCAAUUUUUAAUGUAAAAAAUGCAUUGUAGAAUUUAAUAUACCGCUUUUGUUUCUUCUUUCUCUAUAGUUAAUGAUGUAAAACCAGAGUGCAUUGAAGAAUAUGUGUCUUUGGUGUAGGUAUUUAAUCUGAUAGAUUGUUUCAAAACAUUAAUAAUUAAAUUUCAUUACUAAAUACUUUCGUGUUUGUUAGUACCCUGUUUUUCCAUUGUGUGAAAAUGAUAUCCCCUGGCACAUGAUGUUUUUUAUAAGGAAUUUGGGGCAAGAGUCAGACUUAGUUGAUGUACAGGUACAAUGUAAGUGUUACAGAUCAAAAUUACAUUCAGGUUAAAAUUUUUUAACCCAGGUGAAUCUCCAUUUACUUUGCCUCCUAGACUGCAAAACAGUCGGGUUUUUUUGCAAAAUCAGUAACGAAAUCUGUAAAGCGUGCCGUAAGAGUCUUACGUACGUGAAGCGUGCAAGCCUCACACUCCCGUAACGUCUCUCCUCAGGUCUCGCUCUCUGUUUUCAACCUCGUUCCAGACCUUCUGUUUGACUGUUCACGCAUACUUGAAUACGCAAAAAUACGGAUUGUUUUGCAGUCUAUUUGUCUCCUAGCCCUUAUUAUUCAUGAAAUUCCUUGUGAGUUUGGGGAAGUACAGUGUAUUAUCUUGCAGUUCAAUUUUAUUCUUGAUUCAAAUUUUAUUUUCCUUUGUGUAAAACUUAUUAUCAUACACAACCAUACCCAAAAGCAAAGCAAACUAAAAUAAUUGAUCAAAGGACAAUUCAGGCCAGUUUAAAGUUCCAAAAAGUCCUCACUUUCAAUAUGAGAAGAGGUGCAAAACUUUAAUAUGAAAAUGAAAUUUUUGGAAUGAGAAUUAAAAACUAUUUUGAUACGAAAAAAUGUACUCUUACCUAACUUCGAAAAAGAGGCGUGAGACAACUCAGAAAUGGCCUUUAGAACCUCAAAAUAUACAUCUACUUUGGAAUAAAGUAUGGACUUUACUAAAAAUAAUUUAUGGCUUAUUGGAGUGUUUUGUUUUUGCUAUCUUUUUCAGAGGAGAAUUUAUACCAAAACUAAGUGAAGACAAACAGUUUCCUGGAGAAUUAUGUGGAGCCUGGACAACAAUGUUUGGAAGACUUGAUCAAGCAAGUGAGUGUACAAAACUUUUCGCUGCUCAAUUACUUAACCCAUUCACCCCUGGAGAUUUUGCCGAAAAAUGCGUUUUCGAGCUAGUAGAGCUUUUUUCUGGUCACUGUCUGCUAUUGAGAGCUAAAACUUACCACAAAGUACUUUACAGGUCAUACACUUCGCAGCCUUCUGAUCUGGAUACAAAAUAUUAGUUUGUGAAGUUCGGGCAUGUGCAGAAAGCAAAAUCUUGAGAUAGUGUUUGGGUUUAAAAGUGACACAGGAGUCUUGACUUUUACUUUUCACUUUCUCUCCUCCCUCUUUUUUCGCUUUUCUUGCCUCAUUUUGUUUUCUUUUGCUGGGCAUUUAAUAGGCUUCAUUUUGGUGGGAAAAGUUUUUAGGAAAGGUUUUAGGAUCUUAGGAUUUGACGAAAGGAAAGGUAGAUGGGUAGUGGAACAAGAUUUUCAUGGCAAUUUUCCGGUCAACGUGACUUGGUUUUUUGCCUUUUUCUCCAGUGUCUUUGACUGAAUUUUGCUCAUUCUGGUAUGGUUUGAAAGAUCCCUUCACUCUGCACACAGUAGUAGACAAAGUGAUCCUUGACCAUUAAAACUAAUGACAUCACAAGCGGUAGAAGGGAUGCGGAUCCGCACGGGCGGGCACGGGUGGCUCAGGGCGAAUGGGUUAAUAAGAUACAUAUUGUGAUGAAAUCACUGUAACAGUGAUGAUGAUGGUGAUGGUGGUGGUGAUGAUGUAAUUGCCAUCAUCCAAAGGUUCAGUUCAGAAGCUUUUACUGCAUUAACAUACCUCAAAAAUAACAAAAUAAAAAAACAUGUGGGAUUUAAAUAAUGUGACUUGGAUUGUUUUGAUUCAUACUUUUUCCUCAAAUGAUGGUAAAUACAGAAUAUGUUUUCAUUCCCCAUGUGCACUUGUCCCACUAACCAACCUUAGAAAUUCAUUUUUAGUAUGAACUAAACAGGACAUUUUGCAUAUCAUUAUUUGAAUGUUUCACCCUCCAGCUCUUAAAAGAACUAGAAAUUACCCCCACUAUCCUUCUGGUAAUAUGUACAAAUCAGUUUUCACCGCCGUAGCCAGUAUGAGGCGAACCGAGGCACUCGCCUCGGUAAAAUUUUACCAAAUACUGUCGAUUUUUAUUUUUUUUAUCAGACUGAUAAUAUUAGAAGAUUUCAUACCGCUGAUUUCGUACAACGGACCGUGUGUUCGCCUCGGUUGUAGUUUCUUCCUGGCUACGGCCCUGGUUUUUUGUUUAGGGAGGUUAAUUCAGGGAUAUGUCUAGGCAAGCUUUUCUUGCCAUGUUCUCCUUCAUGUUUUUAUAACAGGUGUUAUGCAUUUACUUACAAUAGUUAGUGUGUUUGUUUUUGUUUACAGUCCACCUUUGGAAGUACACAGGUGGGUACAAAUCAGUUGUAAAGGCCAAGCAGUACAUCAGAGAAAACAAGGUGUGUUUCGUUAUUAUUGAAAAUAUUUGACUGAAAAUUAUGUAAUGUUAUUGUACAUUGUACACUGAAACCUCCAGUAUCAAAGACGUAAACUUAUUAAAAUGGUCAACACUGAACAGAAUGAUUUACAUUUUAAUGUACAGUUGAUAAUGAUUAUAACUGGUGCAUAGAGCAUGUUUUGUUAAAAAAUAAGUAAAUCAAGUCUUUCGUCUCUGGCAGUCCUCUGAUUUCAAGUGGGGUCUUUACAGUGUUAAGCCUGUGUACAGACACUUCCUCCCCUAACAAAAAAUCGGGGAGAGAGACGUCUCAAGAUGGCUUUAAAUGUCACCAACAUGAAUGAAAUUUAAUUCAUAAAUUUAACAUUAAGCAUUUCCUACCCAUGAACAGUAAGAUUCUGUAGAUUUCAAAUACACUUUAGUAUAGAUUUUUAUGACUAUCGCUUUAAUUAGGUAAAUGAACUGUUAUAAUUCACUAGUAAUGGACUCUACCUGAGUAAAAGCAGGGAGCUUCUUUAGUCACAUAUGACUUUAAUACACCUUGUUACUUUUAUUACUUUAUUUCUUUACAAAGAUCAUGUUUGUUUUAGUUAUUCAUGUAAAUGACUUGUAGGACUUUUUUUAUGAACAAUAUUUAAAUCUGUAGAUCAAUAUUAAAUCAAUAAGUUAUUUAUUUUGUUUUUAGGAAUUCCUUGAGUUUGCUCGAAAGAGGCGUGUCAUGUUGAACAACAGAGAGAACCAGCUUCUUUACGAGUUCAGUUUCUUUGGAGAACCAGAACCUCGGGAACCCAGCCACAUUUAUGAACUUAGAACGUAUUAUUUGAAGGUAAUUCCUGUCCAAUGACUUGGAAAGCUGUUCAUGGAUUAACCUUUAAUUCCCAAGAGUGACCAACAUAAACUUUCUCCCAACAACAUCACUGCACAAUGAAAGAAAAAGUUAAGAGAAUUUUAAAAAAAUAUCAACACAGAGCAAAUGCUUUGAUCUUUUAUCCAAGUCUCUCAACUAAUUCUUUAAAGAAAUGUAUGGAGGUUCGUGUGGAGAAUUUGUUUGUGGAGAUUGGAGCUUAAAGGGCUAAGUAAAAAACUGUUAGGUUUGUUUCCUUUUCUUGACCACUGACUGCUUAUUGUUUAAUGUCCUUUUGUCUAUAGCCUGGAACCCUCAUUGAGUGGGGAAACAACUGGUGAGACUUCUUUUUCGUUAAAAUUCAAUUUUUUCUAUUGUUAUUACAAUGAGUUCUUCAGUAAGCACCCUUUCAUUGCCCCUCUUCUUAUCCUAAACUACAGAUUAAUGAUCAUAAUUCACUUCUAGUUGUUUCUUAUCCUAAACUACAAAUUUGCAGAUAACAAAAUUUUAUAUUAGAUACAUUUUAAUGUGCAAGUACAACUUAACAAAGAGCGAUUUGUAUUGCUUUAUACACAGGUUAAGUAUUUUUAUUUGUACUUUUGAUGUUACAGUAUUAUUAUGGCCAUUUAGUAGGCCAAAACGUUAGAGGAUUGCCAGUUAGCACUCUGAUGCCUGCCUUACCCUAAAUUGUAUGAUCACUGUCUAUCAGUAAGAUGCUUAAAACAUGGAAAAAUUUUACAGGGCCCUUUUAACUUAGAUUAAAAAAAACUAAGCCUUAGCCUGUCACAUUCAUUACAACACGUAAAUGUACCUCAAAUUCAGUUGGUAAUAGACGUUAAGAGGUAUUUUUAACAAGAAAAAGGCCUUGAAUGUAUUGAGCUGCUUAACCCGGCACCUUUUCCUAUUUAAAUAUUACUAACUUAUAAGUAUAUCCCCCAUUAACCAGUACCAGAUUUAAAAAAGGUUGAUAUAAAUGAUCCUCAAGUUUACUUUAAUUUAAAAGGAAAUUUGUUUCAUCAUUGGUAAAUAUUAUUUCCAGGGGAAAGGCUAUUUUAAUCCGUCAGCAGGAAGAUGAUGCUGUUGCAGGGCUUUUUUCUCAAAUAGGUGAACUAUAUGUGGUUCAUCACAUAUGGGGUAAGUGCUUUCUUUGUUUACUAGAAUAGCUCCCUUCCUGAUAAACUGUGGCUGUAUUUUGCUUUGCUGUUAGACUUUUUCAUAUAAUAUGCUAUUGCAACAUAUUAUGUAACAGUUUUCUGGCAAUGAAAUGCUUUGAGACAUUUACAACAGUUACUGUAUUGGAAAGUGUAAUUGACUGGUAACAGGAAUUUGUCAGUUAAGACUGGGACAUGAAAGUGAGAUGUUUGGUUUAUUUGUUGUCUACAGCUUAUGAUGAUCUUGCAACCAGGCAGGAGAUCAGGCACAAUCUAUGGAACAGGCCUGGAUGGGACGACUGUGUUGCUAACACUGGUAAAGAUGUUUUCCUGUGGACAUCAUUUUUAAUAACAGGGUUCUGUGUAACAGAAAUUGACUUACAUUUAGACUUGGUUGUGAGGCAGAGGUGCCAAGUGAAAGGAGUCUAGAAAGACCUGAAACAUUAUAAAAUAUUAUAUGGAAUUUUAUAUGGAAAUAAGGAGGACACCUGCACUCCCCCCUCUUCUUCUUGUCUUCCCUCCCAGUAAAGUUCCCCCACCACAAACCCUUUCACUUUCCAAGAACUAUAUGAGAAAGAAAACUAUUGGCUGAAAAUGAAAUAUCAUUAGAUUAGUACUCUAUUUUGCCAACAGGAUUUGGCAAAGCAUUAUAAUUUGCAAGCUUAAAUUAGUUCAAAAGAGCAGGAAUAUGGUGGGGACAGGUUGGGUGUUCUGGAGGCAUGGGUGUCUCAAGACAACCUCGACUAGAAAAUGAGCCUACAUGCACCUUCUUAUAAGCAGUGCAGGUUCAACAUGACUGAAACUAUUAACAACUUGUUUCUUUUUUCCUUGUUCAGUUCCACUUAUCCGGCGAAUGGAGUCUAGAGUGAUGAUCCCUUUGCCAUUUGGACCUCUUCAGUAGAUAAACAAGUUCAAUUGGCGGAACAUUGAAUCAUUGUAUACAUGUUUGAGAUAAUGCUGAAUGCCAACAGUUGCAUUUUUGUAACCCAUUUAAUUUGCCAAACUGAUGAAAUUUCAGCAUUCUAUACACCUUUUGGUGGUAAAUGCAAUAGGAAGCCUUGUCACUCAACAAUCAAAUUAAUAUCAUGCAGUUUUAUGUUUAUGGGCAAGAUUUUGGGAAAGAGGUGUAAAAUAACUAAACCAAAAACUUGUUUACUAUAAUGUAAAGGAACUACAAGUUUCUUCAGAAUGGCAGUACCAAAACAACCUCUCAAAGUGAUUUAUAGUAGCAGGCAGGCUAACAAAAUUAGUAGGCAGCAAGGACCACUGAUACAUAAGUUUUAAUAGGUGAGGAUAACGUACUGGUAAUUCUUGUAAGAAGAAGGUGGCAAGUAAUAUUUGCAGGAGGCUAAAAAUAGCAGACUUCUGGGAUAUUUAUAAGGGCUAUAAAAGAGGAACUCUCAUGUUAUCAAUUUUGUUUGUUUUUUUUUUUGGUCUUGUUUUCUUUGUUUGUUUUUGGAGUAGUUUCUGUGAAAUCAUCACUUUUUUACUUACAUUAAAUUAAGUAAACAUUCCAUCAGUGUUGCUUUAUUUUGGUAUAUUUGGAUCUUUAAGGUAUAUUCACAAUACCACCUGACAUUUAUAAACCUUUGCAUUGUGUUCUUUCUGCAAUGGAGGGUGCAUUUGGAUGGAAUUAAAAUGAAAAUUUGGUUUCCAUCUCAAAGUCUGUCCUGGGGUUUUAGGGCACAACAUUUAAAAAACUUUGUCAGAGUCUUUAAGCCUUUAAGUACCAAGAGCGGCUAACAUCAGUUUUCUCCUAACAUUAUCGAUAAAAGAUCAAGAUAUAAGGUUAUGAGAAUUGAUAAAAUGAUCAUUAAAGGG